AUGUCCCCCAACACCGGUGUCCACGGAGCUGGUCAGUCCAACGUCGGCCACGCCCCUAUCUACGAAGCUGGCGACCAGCGCAACGAACCCCAGUCCGUCAUCAACGAGCGCGAGCGCUACAAGGAGGGCACCCAAGGCAGCCACAAGAACCUCGAUUCCAAGGACCAGCGCUCUAUUGCCAACAAGCUGGCCUCGCAGGAAGGCAAACCCAACCCUUCGCACCACCACAAUGACGACUUGAACCGCGAGGCAGAGCUUAGCAAAAGCGAUCCCACGAAGCCGGCUCAAUUACAUGGCAACAAGCCUUCCAAGGGCGCCCAGAUCGAUCGCGAAUUGCAGAUGGAAGAUGAGCAGCGUCUGCGCGAGAAAGGUAUCAAGAAAUAG
Messenger RNA from Penicillium lagena, 384 nucleotides. RefSeq lists its product as uncharacterized. The transcript has 2 exons. Bases 1 to 384 code for a protein of 127 amino acids. NCBI's taxonomy places the organism in Eukaryota, Fungi, Ascomycota, Eurotiomycetes, Eurotiales, Aspergillaceae. The record is from RefSeq and is a predicted model, not a curated record.